AUGAAGUUUUACUCGGCGUUUGUACUAGGCUGGUGCUCAGUAGCAUUGUUUUUCGAAAUCGUGUAUCCAGCAGUAGGACAAGAUCUAAGUGAUCCGGACCUGAAGGUAAUGUUGGUGGACUACGAAACUGAGCAUAUGGCGGAAAGCUACCGUUUCAAAUACGCAACCGAUGAUGGACAAACUCGAGAGGAGAUGGGUUUACUGAUGAAUCCUGGAACACCGAAUGAGGAGCUAGUCGUAGUUGGAAUGUACGGUUACGAAACCUUUGACGGUGUAAAAGUGAUGGUGAUGUAUGUUAGUGGAAAGAAAGGUUACCGGACCAAGACAAAAACUCGAUUACUUGCUAACUCGGAGCGGAAUAGGAAACUGCUGAGAUCGUUGGUUGGAUAGGUUGGAAAUUGAAAAAUAGACUGAUGUAGAUUAGAGCGGAUUAAAAAUUGUGCAAUGCUUGACACAAUAUCACAAACCUAUUUUCCAAAGUAAUAUAAUAUACCAUAGUGCAGUGUAGUGAUAACUUGAAAAAAAUACGUCGGUGUACUAGACUUGUACUAGAAACUUAACAA
Messenger RNA from Topomyia yanbarensis, 563 nucleotides. RefSeq lists its product as uncharacterized. The transcript is spliced from 2 exons. The coding region runs from base 1 to 390 and encodes 129 amino acids. The record is from RefSeq and is a predicted model, not a curated record. Lineage: Eukaryota; Metazoa; Arthropoda; Insecta; Diptera; Culicidae.